UACGGACCCAAUUUAGAUAGCAAGGCCGGCCAAUAAACAAAAUAAUGUUAUUGAAGUGCAAACGAGCGCAUAGAAAAUUUAUAGCCCAAUGAAUCACCAGAUACGGCCAUGUGAUUCAUCCCUUUCUUAUUUUUCUUUUCCUUUUGUAUAGCUUCAGACAAGCGGUGCAUGACGCACCAGAAAGUAGGGACAAAUAAAUAAACAAAUCUGUGACCCGCACGAUCCUCUGAAUAGAUCGUAUUACUCAUAGUGUAGCGCAGGCAUACAAGAUAGGAAAUCACGUGUUCAUUUGAGACCGUGAGCAGGCAGCAUAGACAGAUAAGGCGCCUGGAAUACACAAAGACAACAAGGCACCAGGCGAAAGAUUAUUGCUGGUAAUAAGCCUGGCCUCGCCCAUUAUCGAAUAUACGAAGGGCUAUAAACAAAAAUAACAUUUUAAGCCGACGAUGAGUAAUAAACUUUCUAAAUUGUACCCCUCUAGCGAGAGCGACAAAGGUCCGCAGAGAUAAGCGGGUAGUAAUAACAUGUAGGGAAAUAGCAGGCAGACAAUCGAUAUGGGCUCGGUUGUCUGAGAAGGAAAGAGAGAUCUCUUCUCUCCUUUAUAGUUUUAACGCCUAGGAAUGAAUUCUUGGGUAUAUAUACUGGGGAUUCUGGCCUAGGAAGUCAGUUCAAUUUCACAGUUCAAAUCAAACAGUUCAAUUUCACAGUUCAAAUCAAACAGUCCAAUUGUUGAGUCCAUUUCAAAAUUCAAAUCAAACAGUUCAAAUCAAACAGUUCAAAUCAGAAGUCUAACUCGUUAGUUCAAAAUCAAAGUUCGUAGUUCAAAGUUCAAUUCGUGAUCCGAAAAUCCACCAAGCGUUGACAACCAGGCGUCACGCAUCAGAAUCCGGAUACACCCAAGCGUUGGCAACCAGGCGCCACGCUAUAAAAGGUAUAACCAAAAGGAACAAAUCCCAAUCCGAAAAGCAGACCAUUUGCUUCGCUUCACCGGACCGCACUGGAGCCGGAAGAGGUUGAAGUUUUGUGGCUGCCCUAGCCGGGAUUUGUUCACGCAAAGGGGCUUAGCCCAUAAGAGACCAACCAAGUCCAGGGAAAUAGAUCCCUGGCUUUAAUAAAUUUAAACCGUGAUUCUCAGGCCUCAAUUGCCGACAUCUAGGGAAAUAAGUUCCCUAGAUUAAUCACGAAGCGCUCGAGAGAGGACGAGCGAAAAGUCUUGCCUUCAUAGCAAGCAUCUAGGGAACUCCAGUUCCUUAGAUUAUAUUUUGGUGGCUCCAGAGAGGAUCGAACUCACGACCUUCGCGUUAUCAGCACGAUCCCUCGCGCAAGAGGAGUAAAUCGGGAGGCUCAGAAUCACGCCUUUUUGAAAAGACUAAGAAGUCAAGAAUUGAAAUUUGAACUCUCGCGCCAGAGAGUGAAAUUGAACUCACGUGUAUUCAAACGGGAAUCACGUUGUAAGAGGAGAUAAGACUUGGAACUCAAGCACUCAUAGAAAUUGAUUUGAACACACGUGCAUUCAAAAGGGAAUCACGUUUAUAAGAAAGAGAUAAGACUUGAAAAUUUAAGCACUCAAAAAAGAUCUGAAUUGAACUCACGUGUAUUCAAGAAGGAAUCACGUUAAUUAAAAUGGCUACAUACGCAUAUAAAGCCAACCCUAAUGGGCACUGCCGUCUGUGUACGGACAAAGACAAGAAAGAGGACAUGGUCGCAUGCGAUGAAUGCGAUCGGUGGUUCCACAUUUCAUGUGUGGGACUCACAUACCUACCCAAGAAAGAUGAAAGGUGGGUAUGCCCUAAGUGCAUGAGCACAGAAAGGGAAAUGAUGGAACUGAAAGUCAAAGUCAGACAAUCAGUUUCCGGAGACAGCUUGCAAGAAAUUUUGCAAGAGAACAGAGCAGCAAUGGAGGCUCUGGUAAAGUCCAUGAGGACAACGAGAUUCGAAGCUGAACCAGGUACAAGUUCAGCACACAAUAAUGACAGCAUCGAAGGUCAAAAUCAGGAGGCAGAGCCAGAAUGGACUGUCUACCUAAAGCGACAAGCACUCAUGAGCUUGCCAAAAUAUGGAGGUGCGGCCAGAGAAUGGCCGAAAUUUAAAAAGGCCUUUGAUGAGACCACAAAACAAGGUCAAUUUAACAGGCUUGAAAAUUUGAAUCGCCUGCAAACAGUGCUGUACGGGAACGCAGAGAGGAGCGUCCGACAGUUAAUGAUGGAUCCAAAUAAUAUGGACCAAAUAAUUGAUAAACUAGAAGAUAAUUUCGGAAGACCCGAACUAGUCUAUAAAGAACUACUAGCCGAACUCACCAAUAUCAAAAGGGAGAGUCGGAAUUUGAUUACCGAGAUAUCCGAAGCACUGGAUAAUCUCGUCUGUAAUGUUUCUCUUAUGGAUAGAGAAGAAUUCCUGAUUGACCACCGAUUGGUGGAAGAGAUCAUAAGGAAAAUGCCCUACGGUCUACAGGUGAAGUGGACUGAAGAAAUGUACGACGGGGCAAAGACUUUAGCUGAUCUCAAUGAGUGGCUGAAGCCUCAUUCGAGAACCAAUAGACUGCUGAAUGGCACCAGCAGGCCGCAGCCGCGAGAAACAAGCAGACCGCAGCCGCGAGAAAUUAACAGAUCGCAGCCGCGAGACACGAGGCCUGAGCGUCGAUUUAACGUAAAUACGCAUCAGGAAAAUAGAUCGACAAUAAUAAAACGCAAUUGUGAAGCAUGUCGGGGAAACCACAAACUCCUCGAAUGCACCAGAUUUAAGGCUAUGAAGCCUGAAAAGCGAAAUGAAUUAGCCUUUAAGGCAAAGGUAUGCUUGAGCUGUCUCGCAUUUACAAACCAUAUGAUGCGAGACUGCAAAAGAGCAAAACAAUGUGGAAUUAAUGGAUGUAAGUUCAAACAUCAUCCAUUAAUUCAUAAAUCUCAUGAGAGAGAAUCAAGUGAUUCAAAUCAGUCGGAAGGACAGCAUAGUCCAGAUACACAAGCAGAUGGUGAGAUACACAAUCACCAACAACUAACAAAAUCCAACGUAUUCUACCAAAUAGUUCCUGUGACGUUGAAAAAUAAUGACAAAAUCAUCAACACGUUCGCUUUCUUGGAUGCGGGGUCAUCACUCUCUCUAAUAGACGAGGAGAUUGCGAACAAGUUAGGGCUCAACGGAAGAAUUGAUCCGUUAAUGCUAAAGUGGACGCAGAACGUCACGAGAAACGAACAAAACAGCCGUAGAGUUCAGGUACGAAUCAACGGCAACAAUGAAAAAGAAUACGUCAUGAAAGGAGUGAGAACGAUAAAGAAUCUCCAACUCCCAGAGCAAAGCUUCAACAAGGAGGUGAUGGAGAAAAGGUAUCCAUACCUCAAGAAUCUGCCGUUGAGCAGUUACAGCAGUAUACGCCCGACGAUAUUAAUUGGACUGAGUCACAGUCACUUGUUAAUUCCAUUCGAAAGGCGAAUGAGAAAACCGAACGAGCCCACAGCGCUACGAACCAAACUUGGAUGGUUCAUGUUCGGCAACAUAUCGUCCAAUGUGCAAGGCGGACACAUCAUGGUCAUUCAGCAAGAAGAUGAAAUGAACAAGGCUUUGCAGAAAUAUUUCUCCACCGAAGACUUCGGCGUUAAGGUAGUCAAGAAUCUACCAAAAUCAGCUGAAGAAGAAAAGGCUGAACAAAUUCUAAGAAGUACUAUGAAAUACAAGGAUGGUAGAUACGAAGUUGGACUUCUAUGGAAAGAUGAGGAAACGAAAUUUCCAAAUAGCUACAACAAUGCAGCAAAGAGGCUGACAACGAGUGAGAGAACGUUAAAAAAAGACCCAGAGUUGAAAAAAUGGGCAAUAGAAACAUUUGCGGAUUACGAGAAGAAAGGCUACAUCCGCAAACUGUCAGAGGAAGAAAUUAUGAAGCCGAUAUCAAGAGUGUAUUAUCUUCCACACUUUAUUGUGCACAACAAAAAUAAGUUGCCACCUAAACCAAGGUUGGUUUUCGAUGCGGCGGCAAAGACACAAGGUGUAUCGUUCAACACGGAACUGUUAUCAGGGCCGGAUGCUACUACGUCAUUGUUCGGUGUUUUAGUAAGAUUCCGAGAAGGAGCAAUUGCUGUAUGUGGAGACAUCAAAGAGAUGUUCCACCAAGUACGAAUCCGAGCUGAAGAUCAACACGCUCAGAGAUUCUUAUGGAGAGAUUGUGAUAGCAGUAAGAAACCUGAUGUAUACGUAAUGCAGGUGAUGACAUUCGGAUCAACCUGUUCACCGUCAUGUGCACAAGCGGUUAAAAACCACAACGCAGAAAAAUUCAGAAAAUAUUGUCCAGUGGCGACUGAAGCAAUCAUCAAGCAACACUACGUCGACGAUUAUUUGGAUAGUUUCGAAGAGCUUGAUAAGGCAGCAGAGAUAGUACUACAUGUUAUGAAAAUUCACGAUCACGCGGGUUUCCACAUCAGAAACUUUGUGUCAAACAGCAGAGAACUUCUGCAAAGUUUACCCUCGGAACGUGUACAAAUUUCCGGAAUCAAAAUGUUCGAAGAAAAGGAUUCAAUGACAGAAAAGGUACUUGGUGUAUAUUGGAACACCACGUCUGACACACUCGGCUAUCAAAUCAAAUUAGACAAGCUAGGAAGUGAUGUUACACAAAUGCUACGUUUACCAACAAAGAGAGAGGUACUAGCUUUCGUGAUGAGUGUCUACGAUCCACUUGGACUCAUCUCAAAUAUAACUGUGCAUGGAAGAAUCCUCAUGCAAAGGCUGCACAUAGAAAAUAUAGAUUGGGAUGACGAAAUUCCCGAGAAGUUGCAGUCAGACUGGCAACACUGGUUAGAAAUUAUUGAAUCUGCUGAUAGCGUAACGAUACCAAGAUACAUCCUCGAAGAAAGAACAGGUGAAGUAGAACUACACACCUUUGUAGAUGCUUCUGAGAAAGCAUUUUGUGCAUGUGUGUACGUAAGAAGUAUAUCUGGAAACACACCACACGUAAGACUUCUAUCAGCAAAGUCUAGAGUAGCACCAGUCAAACCAUUAAGCAUACCACGCCUAGAGCUACAAGCGGCCGUGUUAGGAAGCCGAUUAACCAAAACGAUAAUAGAUGAAACGAGGUUGAAAAUCGUCAGCAAAACAAUUUGGAGUGAUUCACAGACCGUAUUGUCAUGGAUCAAGAGUCCAAAACGAAGAAGCGUAUUUGUGAUGCAUCGAGUAGGUGAAAUCCUGGAAGAUAACAGGAAAAAUGAAUGGCGAUGGGUGCCAACAGAUGAAAAUCCAGCCGAUGAAGGCACAAAGGAAAAGCUAGGAAAAUCACAAUGGUUUGAGGGACCUGAUUUCCUAAAGCUCUCAGAAUCGUCAUGGCCUUCCAUUGAAGAGAAGGAAACAGACGAAGAGUUGAGAGAAACAGUGCUAGUUCACGAAGAACUAAGCAAACUUAGUUUCAUCGAUAAGUACAAGGAAUACUCAGAUUGGUGGAAAUUGGCGAAGAACCUUUGUGUAUUAAACAGGACAAAGGAAAGAUUACGUCGUGGAUAUAUUCCAGACAUUGAGUACAAGGACUACCAAAGAGCUGAGAACGUGCUCUAUAGAAAGAUGCAAUGGGAAGCAUUUCCAACAGAGAUGGAAACUUUAUUCAAUGGCGGAACAAUAUCGUCAGGACCAUUGGUCAGUUACGCACCCUUCCUAGACGAGGCAGGGGUAAUGAGAAGUGGAGGACGUUUGAAGAAAGCCAUGUCAGUACCAUGGACUACAAGAACGCCAAUAUUGCUCCCACAAAAGCAUCCAUAUACAUAUUUGAUCGUGAAAGCAACACACGAAAGAUAUUUCCACCACGGCGAAAACACCGUCAUAGCAGCAUUACGGCAGAAGUAUUGGAUACUGCAUAUAAGAACAGUAUUAGCAAACGUCAAGAAGAAUUGCAAUAGGUGCAAAAUACGACGUGCAACUCCGGUAGAGCCGAUGAUGGCAGAUUUACCACAUUUCCGCACAGAAGCGCAUAUACCUCCAUUUACAAACUGCGGAGUAGAUUACUUCGGACCUUUCGAAGUAGCGGUAAAGAGAUCGCUCGAGAAGAGAUGGGGCGUCAUAUUCACCUGUCUCUCAACAAGAGCAGUACAUAUUGAGAUGGCAGAAAAUCUCAGUACUGAUGCGUUCAUGGUCGUGUUAAGGAACUUCCAGAACCGAAGAGGAAAGGUCACCAGUAUCUACAGCGACAACGGAACGAACUUCGUUGGAGCAGAGCGAGAGUUAAAGUCGCUAGUCAAUGAAAUCAACGAGAAGAUGGGCAAAAAUGAAGCAGCAAAAAUGGAAAUCCAGUGGAGAUUCAACCCACCUUCAGCACCACAUUUUGGAGGCGCUUGGGAGAGAUUAAUAAGAAACGUCAAAGUAGCACUAGCAGAGAUCCUGAAAGUUUGGGGUAGGAGCAAGCCAUCAGCAGCAACGUUGCAAGCUGCAUUCAUCCAAGCGGAAUUUUUAGUCAACUCUCGACCGUUGACACACAUACCAGUCUCCUGCAUCGACGAUGAAGUGUUGACGCCAUUCCACGCGUUAAUAGGAAGAGCAGGAGAGUAUGCCCCACCGUAUGCACCAACGACCAGUCAGUAUGACACAGCGCAAUGGAGACGCAUUCAACAUUAUUCCAAGUUGUUUUGGAACCGAUGGAAGAAGGAGUACUUACCAACUCUGUUAAAGCGUAAUAAAAAUACGCAGAAAGUAGAACCGAUCAAAGUCAACGACAUCGUCUUAAUCACGGACGACGACGCACCACCAGGAAAAUGGCUUAAAGGACGAGUCAUCGAAACGUUUGUGGCGAGCGACGGGCAAGUUCGCCAAGCAAAGAUCCAAACCGCGAAAGGUGUCCUGAAACGACCGGCAGUUAAAAUUGCAGUACUGGACAUUAUCAAGGGAAAUGAUCCAGCCAUCAACUAAUCAGGAAGAAGACGUCAGUGCUCGCUACCAGAGCACCAAUAUCCGAAAGAUGCAGCCAACUGAUGUAAGCUCGCGUCAGAGCUAAGAUGUAUGAUCCAUGGACCAAGCAUUGAAGAGGACAUCCUUUGGAACCAGGCAACGUGCCGAAGAAUUGAAAUUUAAAAGUGUUUUUAAACUCUGUUAGAAUAUAAGGAUGAAUGUAAAAUAAAUGAUGCUCCGAAAACAUGUAAACAAAUAGAGAUAUAAGUAACACAGGUAGCAUAGGGUCCGUUCAGGAAUUUUAUAAAUCGAACAAGUAGAUUUAUCAGGGCCGGAAUGUUACGGACCCAAUUUAGAUAGCAAGGCCGGCCAAUAAACAAAAUAAUGUUAUUGAAGUGCAAACGAGCGCAUAGAAAAUUUAUAGCCCAAUGAAUCACCAGAUACGGCCAUGUGAUUCAUCCCUUUCUUAUUUUUCUUUUCCUUUUGUAUAGCUUCAGACAAGCGGUGCAUGACGCACCAGAAAGUAGGGACAAAUAAAUAAACAAAUCUGUGACCCGCACGAUCCUCUGAAUAGAUCGUAUUACUCAUAGUGUAGCGCAGGCAUACAAGAUAGGAAAUCACGUGUUCAUUUGAGACCGUGAGCAGGCAGCAUAGACAGAUAAGGCGCCUGGAAUACACAAAGACAACAAGGCACCAGGCGAAAGAUUAUUGCUGGUAAUAAGCCUGGCCUCGCCCAUUAUCGAAUAUACGAAGGGCUAUAAACAAAAAUAACAUUUUAAGCCGACGAUGAGUAAUAAACUUUCUAAAUUGUACCCCUCUAGCGAGAGCGACAAAGGUCCGCAGAGAUAAGCGGGUAGUAAUAACAUGUAGGGAAAUAGCAGGCAGACAAUCGAUAUGGGCUCGGUUGUCUGAGAAGGAAAGAGAGAUCUCUUCUCUCCUUUAUAGUUUUAACGCCUAGGAAUGAAUUCUUGGGUAUAUAUACUGGGGAUUCUGGCCUAGGAAGUCAGUUCAAUUUCACAGUUCAAAUCAAACAGUUCAAUUUCACAGUUCAAAUCAAACAGUCCAAUUGUUGAGUCCAUUUCAAAAUUCAAAUCAAACAGUUCAAAUCAAACAGUUCAAAUCAGAAGUCUAACUCGUUAGUUCAAAAUCAAAGUUCGUAGUUCAAAGUUCAAUUCGUGAUCCGAAAAUCCACCAAGCGUUGACAACCAGGCGUCACGCAUCAGAAUCCGGAUACACCCAAGCGUUGGCAACCAGGCGCCACGCUAUAAAAGAUAUCGGAAGCUGGAGUACUUAUCCUGCACAGAUGUGAUACAGGUUUGGGGAAUAUCGAAAUUCCAAAAAAAACAAAACAUGGGGAGCCAAACGUAUAGCAGAUUUAUGUUGCGCCAAGAAGCCGAGAGAGGUGUACAGUGGAAGUGACAAUACACAGGAAAUACUGGCAGAUUCUUAUAAAAUAAUUCUUAGUGUUGCCAGUGGAUCCGCCUUAGCAAAACAUCUUAGUGGAAGAUUCAUGAAUCCACUAAAACUGCAUCCGAACAGGGCACUGCAACUUGAUAGUGAAUGCGAAUACGAUAGCUAUUGCUCGACAAAACAACUGUCUGAAUGCUUGACGAGAAAAACCUGUUACAUUCAAACAGGACCUGUUCAGUUUGAUUCACAAUUGGAAGCAGAAUUUUUCAAGAAGCACGUAGAGGUCAACUUGGAUAAAUCCAUCGCUAUAGCGUUUGCCACAAAGAAACAAAAUACGAACGAAUGGAAAAUUGAACGAUCAGUUAGAAUAACUGCCAGCAACUGUUACUCGUUGUUCACCUACAUGAAAAACAAAUCCCCAAACUGGGAUAAGAAAAUAAAUCAGUAUUGGAGCAUGCGGUCUUUGAACGUUACAUCCACUAGUGCCAAUCACCGACAUCAGGGAGGCGACUCCACCUGUUCCUACCUAUCAGACUCAACAACUCAUGAGCCGGGCCAACUUCUUUUACUUCCCUUUCGAAGGAAGACGUAACCAGAGAUUUUUCGCCUCAGAAAAUCCCAACGACGCCAGCUGGGAUUGAACCCAGGCCGAUCGGAUUGUGAGGCUGUUACGCUACAAAAGAAAAAGGAAUCCCCUGAUGAAACAAUGCGGACUGAUUAUUCACCCGAAGAAUCCUGGUUUGGAGCGUCGCCGGAUGGAAUAGAUGCUCUUGGGAAUGUCGCAACAUUUUUACACUAUGUUAAAAUCAUCAAUAUUUUUGCC
Messenger RNA from Toxorhynchites rutilus septentrionalis, 9082 nucleotides. RefSeq lists its product as uncharacterized. The transcript is spliced from 4 exons. The record is from RefSeq and is a predicted model, not a curated record. Gene Ontology annotation, biological process: DNA integration. Gene Ontology annotation, molecular function: nucleic acid binding. NCBI's taxonomy places the organism in Eukaryota, Metazoa, Arthropoda, Insecta, Diptera, Culicidae. Bases 1624 to 6870 code for a protein of 1748 amino acids.